Messenger RNA from Gymnodraco acuticeps, 3531 nucleotides. RefSeq names its product thyroid hormone receptor interactor 6 (gene trip6). NCBI's taxonomy places the organism in Eukaryota, Metazoa, Chordata, Actinopteri, Perciformes, Bathydraconidae. Gene Ontology annotation, biological process: cell-cell adhesion. The transcript has 11 exons. Gene Ontology annotation, cellular component: focal adhesion; stress fiber. The coding region runs from base 194 to 1951 and encodes 585 amino acids. The record is from RefSeq and is a predicted model, not a curated record.
GCUGCUAAAGGCCUCAGGAUCCGUCACAAAGUAGGUGAACGACGCUAAAUCUAAAAGAAAGUUAUGUCGCGAUAACUUUCACCGAGCUUUAAACCUUUCAAAAGAGGCGCAGAUUGAGUUUGUGUCGCGCUUUUCUGGCGAUGAGACUGAAGGGAAGAGGAGAGUCACAGUAAAGGUACUGUAAAAGCCUGCCAUGUCCGGUCCCACCUGGCUUCCACCGAGAACUCUGGAUAGCUCAGAGAGACCCGUCCCCCAAAUGUCUCACUCUGCCGGGUCAGCGAUCUACCGAGCCCCCAACAAGAAAGGGACGUCCGACUUCCGGCCGAAAUAUGGCCACUACGACCAGAAUGGAGGAGGUGGAAGUGGAGGUGGUGGAGGAGGAGGAGGAGGAGGUGGAGGAGGAGGAGGGGUGGCGGCUAAUAGGUACAUGGCUACUGGACCCACAGGUGGGCCCAUUCAGCAUCCGUCAAGCGAGCACUAUUACGCUCCUCCCCAGGCUCCCAAAGAAGAGCGCAACUGGAGCCCCCACAUGGACAGCUACGAGCUCAUGCACCGCGGUCCUGAGAAGCCGGUGAGCUAUCACUCCAAAAUCGAUGCUGACAUUGACUCUCUCACCAGUAUGCUCGCUGAUCUGGACAGCAACCCACAGGACCCCACCACACAACUGUACGACAACGUGCCUUACAACAAGUACCUCCCUGCGGAUCACUACAAGCCGGCUCACCAGAGCGCAGCCCCCCCUCAGGGCCGGCCCUCUAUGGGCUACCCCCCCCAUCCCCAGAGCCAAUACCACCCGGCCCCCCGCUACCCCAGCGAGCACCAGACCCCGCAGUACCCCCCCUCCCACCAGCAGGAGUACUACUCCCCCUCUCCCACCCCCAAGCCGUACCCCCAGCCCGUCCCGGCCUCCUACAGCACCGCCUCCACCCCCACCGGGCCCCGCUUCAGCGUCCAGGUGAAGACGGCCCAGCCUGUCACCUACUCUCAGACGGGGAGGCAGGCGGAGCAGGCCUACACCCCCCCGCCCCCCCGCCAGCACGUGUCCCGCCCCCCCCCUCAGACUCAGACCAGUCAGCAGGGCUGGUACCCGUCACAGGCCGCCUCUCAGGCUCAGGAGAUGCACUCGGAGGCCGUGUACAAGGGCGGCGGCCCCGGAGGGAGGGGUCACCAGGUGCCUCUGUCCAAGAGAGGGAUGGAGAACAGUCACCCAGGGUCAGGGGCCGCUCUGAACCCGGCUUAUCAGUCCAGCAAGCAGGGCAUAGCAACGAGCCGGCCUGAGGACGAGUUAGAGCGACUCACUAAGAAGUUGGUAUAUGAUAUGAACCACCCCCCCGUCGAGGACUAUUUUGGUCGCUGUGCGCGGUGCGGAGACAACGUGGUCGGUGACGGCAGCGGCUGCAUCGCCAUGGAGCAGGUGUUCCACGUGGAGUGUUUCACAUGCAUCACUUGCCACGCCCGUCUCCGGGGGCAACCCUUCUACGCCCUCGACAAGAAGAGUUACUGUGAGAGCUGUUACAUUAGUACAUUAGAGCGCUGUUCAAAGUGCUCCAAGCCCAUCCUGGACCGUAUCCUGCGGGCCAUGGGGAAGGCCUACCACCCUCGCUGUUUCACAUGUGUGGUCUGUAACUGCUGUUUGGACGGGGUCCCCUUCACUGUGGACGCCACCUCUCAGAUACACUGCAUAGACGACUUUCAUAGGAAGUACGCUCCUCGCUGUUCGGUGUGUGGCGAGCCCAUCAUGCCCGAGCAGGGUCAGGAGGAGACGGUGAGGAUCGUGGCUCUGGACCGAAGCUUCCACGUUAACUGUUACGUCUGUGAGGAGUGCGGUCUCCUGCUGUCCUCUGAGGGCGAGGGGCGGGGCUGUUACCCUCUGGACGGCCACAUCCUGUGUAAGAGCUGCAGCGCCUGCCGCAUCCAGGACCUCUCGGCCAAAAUCUCCACCGACUGCUAACAGACCUGCUCCCACCUUUUCAGCACACGUUACACAUUGAUGGCGCAGACAGGAAACACCCCUGCUGUGCUCAGACUCUUUUUUACCCUUUUUCUCUGACCGUGAGCUGACAUACAGCUCCCUCUGUUGGUAUCCAGCUGUAAUUUAAUUUGCAGAAGAACAUUUCCUGACAUGGAGUUACCACCUUCCUUUCAUUCUGAUGUCCUACACAGCUUUCCUUCGGUACACGUCUGCUCCAUUUGUCACGUUUAGUUCAGUUUGACAGUGGCCUGACCUGCAGGCAGCUUGGGCUCCACUUACCAUGUGUUCGGUACUGCUCAGCUAUUAACUUGCACAUUAUAAUAACUGUCAAAGACAAUGAAAGUAAGGAAGGAUAUCACACAUUUAGACGGGAAAAUGAAGCAAAGGAUACAUGCUAAUUAGACUACAACAAUAGGACAUGUACGUUUGCAGAACUGCCUCAAAAGGAGCGAUUUAAAAGCACAUUGCAACAACUGUGAGUGUACAUAAAGGGCUGGUUUGGUUACAGACUGUUUUUGAAAAGCGUGUAGCUUUUAGUGCAGUGGAUGUUUGCAGAGACGUAGCCUCAUAGCAGGAGAAAUGUAGACGAGAGGAAUGUGUAGUCAACCUUUUAUUCUUUAGCUUAUUAUAGUAAAAUAUCCGCUAGAACAAAUCCCUCAUUAAUCUCACGCUUAUUACAGGAUCUUUGUCUCCAAAUCACAAUCAUGCUUUUUUUUUUUUGUUGGUUGAUACUUGACCUUUACAUUGAAGAUGAUGGUGCAAUGAAGUCUUAGGAAAACAGGGUGUUGGUUACUCGUGAGGUAUGAAAGCGACGUAUUGUGUGAAGGGUUUGGAAGAGAAAAACUCAUUGUUCUCAAUUGGGUAGAUUUACUUGACACGUUUGUAUACAUAAUGGUUGUUCUUAACUUUCGACAACAUACGAUAUGAUGCAUUUCCCCCCCAAACAUUGAUUGUGAUUUUGAACAUCCUUGCACUCAUGUGGGUCGAGACUUUAGAGCCACAGAUUUGUUACGAUUGUGUUUAACCUCUGUGUUUCCGUCCUCAUUUUGUACUUGUGUAACUUAAAGGGCUUAGACAUGUAAAAGCCUUAACUCAAGGAUGUCAUUUAGUUUCAUUAUAAUCCCUUUUUUGAAACCCUUUGUCUAUGAAUUCCACCAUUUUUUUUGUUUGUUAUCAUGCUAAAACGGUUCAGUGUCUUGUUAAUUUAUCUCAUGAUGUAUAUAUACUGUAGUGUAUUAGUCUGAUUUGUAUCAUUAAUGUCAUUUCAUUCAUACCCAAAAGUGUCAUUUCAAAAAAUCUGACCCAUGCCAACUCGUGUGUCAAACACCUUUUCCUUUUGUUUUCAUUCUUACUCUGUUUGAAAAGCUGUGAAUUGGAGCUUGUAAAUCAAAGCCGCGGUACUGCAGCAGACCUCUGCUGAAUUCACUCUGAGAAGAAGGAGGCCAUGUUGAACACAACAGGCUGUUGAUGUAGAAAUGGAAGUUUGUUACACUAAUGGAUUUUCUCCUAAUACAGGUAGUAGUUACAUCAUUGAUUAUUAAAAUGUCAGCAAGUUAAAA